Messenger RNA from Ilyonectria robusta, 723 nucleotides. RefSeq lists its product as uncharacterized. The transcript has 2 exons. The coding region runs from base 312 to 467 and encodes 51 amino acids. The record is from RefSeq and is a predicted model, not a curated record. Lineage: Eukaryota; Fungi; Ascomycota; Sordariomycetes; Hypocreales; Nectriaceae. Gene Ontology annotation, molecular function: ATP binding; ATP hydrolysis activity.
GUCACGUCAGCUAGAUGUAGGAUGGAAUGAGAGUUCCGCAAAAACAGCGUCUGUAGAACCUCCACAGCCGGGGUCUGGGCAACCCAACCAGCCAAUUCACACUACAGCAUACGCAUCAGCCAUGUCGAAGGAAGGUAUUCUCAUAUCAUCACCUUCUACGUAUAACGAGAUGAGCCGUCGCAAUUCCAACCAUGUCACAGUCUAUGACAGGGGCUAUGGUAACAGUCUCGACCGUCCCGCAGAAUCGAUGACGCUGUUGGCCAUUGUGUCACUGAGCCUGUACUCAAUUUCUUGGGGAAAGGCAUGUGGGGAUGAUACGUGGCGAAUUGGGCUCUGAGGGAGUCGUUGUCAUACUUACUACCAACCAUCUCGAAAGACUUGACGAAACUCUGUAUCGGUCCCAAAGGGUGGACAGAAAGAUUUGGUUCCCAGCAGAGAUCACCAAGGAAGCUGUGGUCAAAUCCUGAAAGUCCGAUAUCCAAAGCGCAAAAUGGAGAAUGUCAAUCUGGAGCAGAAUGUGUACAAGGGGAGAACGGCAGGUGAUCACCAAUAUUUGGAUGAUAGCGACUACUCUUCAGCUGUUAGUGGCUUGGAAGAGUGGCUGUCAGAUGGAGCGAGGACGGAGUCGGUUGAGAAUGUGGGAGCCACAGACAAGGAGUGAGAAGGAAUAUCACCCUUUGACGUCUCGCUGUUCUCAUGCAUUCAUUGCAUGAGAACAGCCAC